Molecule: messenger RNA, 4713 nt
Organism: Esox lucius (northern pike)
Lineage: Eukaryota; Metazoa; Chordata; Actinopteri; Esociformes; Esocidae
Gene: sema4c
Product: sema domain, immunoglobulin domain (Ig), transmembrane domain (TM) and short cytoplasmic domain, (semaphorin) 4C
Exons: 15
Coding region: 710-3310 (866 amino acids)
Biological process (GO): muscle cell differentiation; positive regulation of cell migration; neural crest cell migration
Molecular function (GO): semaphorin receptor binding; chemorepellent activity
Source: RefSeq, a predicted model, not a curated record
GAUACGUAGCCUACUGCAGAAGUAUGGUAGACGAUGCAGCGUAAGCACCACACCACCGGUAUUCCACUGGAAUAUCUGCUCGCCAGCGCCACGACCAAACCGAUGUUCUUUUCUCUCUACGGACUUUUUCUGUAGAAACUUAGGCUAUAGCCUACAUAUGGAGAGUUGUGCAGUUCUGCGUCAAAGAGAAGCCAAAAACGCGGAGGAGAAAUUGAUUUGUUUGGAUGUGGAUUUUAUUUUGCGUAUUCUUUCCUUUGUCUCAUAUUACCGAACCUGACUGUUGAGGGAGUGAACGGAGCAGAACGUGCGAGUUCCGCAAUAAACUGACAGCAUCAUAUCAUAUGUCUUGAUUUUUAGAUGCUUUUGUAAGAAAUCUAAAGGAAAAAAAACGCCAAAGAGUAAGGUACAAGUAGCAUUUUUUGGGAUGUGGAAUAAUUUGUAACUAACCAAAACGUGUCAACAACAAAACCCGAGAUAACGGAAAAGCGAAGGCUACCGUAGCUUAUCUAUCGUUAGUUUACGCUACUGCGGAGGGAACUGUCAGAGUACGGUAUUGUAUUAUCACCACAGCUACUGAACAGAGGAAGAUAGAGCUCUGGAAAAAACUAAGGCGGCCAAAGGCUUUGCAUACACCGUCUAUUUCUUCUGUCACUCAACAUCAACCAGCAACUCAGCGGCCUUGCUGACACUGGCAGGCCCAAUCAGAGCCAUGGGUGGGGCUAAGGUCCUGCUGUUGGUUCUUCUGAUUGGUUGGGAGAAGUCGUUAUGUCUCAACUGGAACCCAGUGCCACGGAAGACUGUUCGAUACCAUGAGGUGCUGGACAGCAUGGCUAAGUUCCGAGCUCUUGGCGUGUCCAACUAUACCAUGGUAACCCUAGCGGAACAUGAGAGGGUUCUAUAUGUGGGAGCUAGAGAAGCCCUGUUCGCCCUGGACCCUAAUGACAUCAGCAGACAGCUACGACCUCAGAUCGAAUGGCCAGCGCCGCAGGAUAAGAAGAGGGAGUGUUCCGCCAAGGGCAAGAACAACCAGACGGAGUGCUUCAACUACAUCCGCUUCCUGCAGAGCUACAACCACACCCACCUCUACACCUGUGGAACCUACGCCUUCCAGCCCAAGUGCACCUACAUCAAUGCAGACCACUUCAGUCUCAACCCUGGCUCCUUGGAGGAUGGGAAGGGCAAGUGUCCAUACGACCCCGCCAAAGGUCACACCGGCCUCAUAGUGGACAAGGAGCUUUACUCAGCUACACUGAACAACUUCCUGGGCACUGAGCCAGUGAUCCUGAGGAACCUGGGACAGCAACACUACAGCAUGAAGAGUGAAUACCUGCCAUCCUGGCUCAAUGAGCCUGACUUUGUGGGCUCGGCCUGGGUAAGGGAGAGCAUUGGCAACAACGAAGGAGACGAUGAUAAGAUCUACUUCUUCUUCAGUGAGAGGGCUGAGGAGCUGGACUGCGAUGCGGAGCUCACCGUGGCCAGGGUGGCCCGCGUCUGCAAGGGUGAUCUGGGGGGCACCAGGACCCUGCAGAAGAAGUGGACCACCUUCCAGAAGGCCAGGCUGGUGUGUUCUCUACCGGAGCGCCACGUCACCUUCAACAACCUGCGGGCAGUCUUUACCCUGCCUGGACCUGACUGGCGCACCACCACCUUCUAUGGCAUCUUCCAUGCCCAGUGGGGGGAUGUGGACGUGUCCGCUGUGUGCCAGUACAAGAUAGUCGAGGUGAAGAAGGUGUUUGAUGGCCUUUAUAAGGAGUACAGGGAUUCCUCUCAGAGAUGGGGACGAUACACUGGCCCUGUCCCCAGUCCACGGCCGGGAGCGUGCAUUACAAGCUGGCACAGGGAGAACGGCUUCAAUAGUUCUCUUCAGCUGCCAGACGCCACCCUCAACUUUGCCAAGAAGCACCCUCUGAUGGAUGAGAAGGCGGAGGCCCGCCCCCUACUGCUCACUAAGGGCAUUAAUUUCACCCGCCUGGCGGUGGACCGGGUCAGCGCUCUAGACCAGCGGGCAUACAACAUGCUCUUCAUAGGAACAGCGGAUGGCUGGUUACAGAGAGUAGUGAUCCUGGGCGUGGAGGCCCAUGUGAUUGAAGAGAUACAGUUGUUUGAUUCUGCCCAGCCUGUGGACAGCCUGACCAUCUCUCACACCAAGAAGUACUUGUACAUUGGCUCUCGUUCAGAGGUGCUUCAGCUGCCCUUGGCUAACUGCAGCCGCUAUCAGUCGCAGCCAGACUGCCUGCUGUCCCGGGACCCCUACUGCGCCUGGGACAGCGAGGGACGCGCCUGUGUCCGCAUCGACCUCCACCGCGGGUCCACCUCCUCGCUAUCCCAGGAUCUGAAUCUGGAGAGAUUCAACAGGGGCAAAGCCAAGUUUGACAAGCCUGUGGCCAUCCCCAGCCCUGACCACUCUCGCCUGAGGAACGUGACUGUGGUGGUGGAUUCAGACAUGGUUCUGCCUUGCCACCUCGUGUCCAACCUGGCCCAACCCUCAUGGGUCUUGAACGACCGGGAGCUGUUGCUGGGAGACGAGGAGGCCGGCCGGCCACGCUUUGACCGGGCCCUGAAGGCUUUGGUGGUUCACAACGUGAUGGCGGCGCAUGCAGGACGCUACAUAUGCUACUCGGAGGAGCAGGGGGUCAAGUUCCAGACGGAGCGCUACCACGUGUCUGUGGUGGCUAGCUCUCCCGUGGUGAUGGCGGCCCGGGCCCCUGACGGCAGCAUGGGUCUGUUCUGGGUCCUGGUGAUCACCCUGGGAGCCGCCUGUUUACUGCUAUUGGUGGCAGCUCUUUAUCUCCGGAGGCGUCUGAAGCUGGCCCUCGGUAAAGGGGCGGACAUGAAGCCCCUGGAGAGCACCCUGGUCUACCCCAUCACCCUGCCCAAGGAGCCACCCACCUUUGUGCCCAGCAAAAUGCCCAGUGACGAAGACCGCUUCUGGGAGACGGGCGCCAACUACUACUACUCAGACGGCUCGCUGAAGAUCGUUCCCGGCCACGCCCUGUGCCCCAGCAGCCAGCCUCACCACCACGCACCAACGGCGUCUCCCAGCGCCAUCCCUGGCCAGCCCAUCCACUCCCCCAGCCGGCUCAGCCUUACCAACAUCAGAGGCUCUGGGAGCAACGGCUACAUCCGCCUCAACCUGAGCUCGGCUGGGGAAGAGAGGGUUAGCGGGGGUGGUUCUGGUGGAGGAGGCCUGGGGCUAGGGCUGGGCGGGGGCGGGAACGACUACUCCAGCCCCUUCAAGGAGGAGCUGCGUCGGACCCUGCAGCAAAGGAGUGUGCUGCCUGACGCCAACCCUGAAGAGUCGUCUGUGUAGCAGCAGUCGUCUUUUUCCGCUCCCAUAGUGAUGAAAAACAUACAGACAAACGAACGGCAACUAACCUACCUCGCUCCUUUAGAGGACACCUCUCUUUCUCGAAUCCACUCUCAGCCCGUGCUCUCGCUCUCUCUUUCUGCCAAUGUUUGUUUGGCUUACCGCGUGACUGGCGGGAGACGUUUUUAGCACAGAGCAUGUGAUGUGACACAAACGCCGCUCGUUCUUCAGCAUCCGCUCGUGUUGUUACUGCCACACUGACUGGCAUACUGCAGUUUCUUCAGCAGUUUAACUUGCUUUCAAUCUGCUAAUCUGAAUCUGUGUACAUUCUGUAUUUAAAGACCAUUGAACACAGAGGGCCCACACCUGAAGCAUAGCAAUCAAAACAAAUGGACAACACUCCUUCAUGAUAAGAGAGGACAAAGAACACAUGAUGUGGUUUCGGCUUCAGUGCUAAACCUAGAAUACAAGCAGACUGAAAGAUGGAGAAGCUGGCUUGCCUUUUUUCUGUUAUGUCGAAAAUGUUUUCGCUUGCUGCACUUAAUGUGGGAGUAUGGAAGUCGAUUUUGUAUUUCUGAGCAAAGAGAGUCAGUGACAAAAUACAAAUAUUAGUCUCAAAAGCAAGAUGACAAUCAUGUUCCUCUCUCAGGGUGUAAAACCUAGAGACAGGAGGAAGAGAGAGAAGAUAAAGCGAGCUCUGCAUGAACCACAGGGCUUUUUCAUGAAGGACAAACUCUCAAUUAGACUGUCUCUGCUCGAUUUGUACUUUUUUCACGUUGUCUGUCUUUUCCCUGAGAAAGACUUUACUCUGCCACAUUGAAAUAUUGUGACAAUUUAAAUUAAGACAUUUCUGUGUUUUUUUCUAUGUCUUACGGACUACAGAAGUGACAAAAUGGAGACCAAUGGCUUUAAAGCACCCUUCUGUGAAAGAGAAUGUGUGGGAAGCUCUCACAAACCUCUCCUAUCCCUGCACAAACUUAAUAUCGCCCCAAAUAAAUUCCACAUGAGUAAAUUCAUUUUAGGAUAAGUACACUACACAUUUAAGUGGUUAAUGGGAAUUUUAGCUCAACUCAUUCUGAUUCUUAUACACCUCCGUGUAAUGUGUUUACGGACAUUAUCCAGCAAAAUAACAAUGCCACACCUACUUAUUAUUCCAAAUGUGAGAUGAGACGAAGGCAUUGUAAUCUGUCAUGUAUUAGAGAUGGCUUGGGGGAAUGUAGGCAAACUCACUAAACUGUUGCGACUACAGUAGAUGUUUCAACAAGUGCUUUAUAUAGUAGGUUUGUGUAGGGUUGGGGAAACCUGCUAUGUACUGGGGUGUCCUGGUGCAGACGGGCCUCAACACUGUACCUGGAAAUGUUUUUUAGGGUCUGUUUGACCUAAGCCCCCCCCCCCCCCCCCCCACA